UGGAAGAGAGAGCCAGCUGAGAGAAGAAGGAGGAGGAAGAGGAGGAGGAGGAAGAGGAGAAGGAGGAGACAGCUGGAGGAGGGCUCCCCUCCCUAGAAGCCAGCGGUGCCACCACUGCUGCACAUCUGUUCCGCAUCAGGACCAGCCCCUCCCGCGUGCCUGGCUCCUACCUCAGGAGCCACUUGUGCGCUCCGCUACACGGUGCUAGGUACUAGGACUGAACCAGCGCGAGUAGGAGCCCCAGCCGGAGCAGAGUCGGGGGAGGAGGAGGAGGCCGGCCAGCCGCAAGGCUGGCCUGUGGGAGGGGAGGGGCGCUCCAGCCCCGGGCAAACUUUGGCUCCCUGUAGCAGCGGAGGUGGCGGUGGCAGCAGCAGUAGUAUCGGCAGCAGCAGCGCACGCCCUGCUCUGAGCCGCGGCUAGGGGUGCGCCGGCAUGUGGGCGCAGUGCCGGGCCGCCCCGGGCCGCCGCCGCCGCCGCCGCGUGCGCCCGGGGCCAGCUGAGCCCCGGCUCCCGGGCCCUCUGGCUGCCCAGUCCGGCCGCCUCCAGGCGACCGCAAGCUAGUCCCCUCCCAAGCUUCCUCCAAAAGGGACUGGGGGACACUUUGGACCGGCCAGGCCCCAUCCCCCGCCCCCUGCAAACCCUGGAGCUGGAGACUGGAGACAGGGCUCCCUUGCCAUCCCUUUCCUCCUGUUGCAAACUCUAGACCGACUGUUUCCCCCCCGCCCCCCAGGGGAGGAGAGAGUCCUUCUCUCUAUGUUGACAUCCCUGAGGGCGGGCUGGGUUAACUGAAGAGACUCCUAAACUGGGCACUGGGUUGUCCCCGAUCGCCUCGGGGCCAUGGGGCCAGUGUGCUCCGGGGAAGGCUCUGGGCUAUAUAGGCGCCCUUGCAUUUAGCAGCCUCGCCUCCUGCCUGCCUGCUCUCUCCCCACUUGCUGGUCUGUUUGGGGAUGCUGAUGUACCCCGCAGUUAGCCUCUCAGCCUAGACCGCACAGGGGAGGAGACUUGCCCGCCUGCCAGCCCGUUCCAAGAUGUGCCCGUCAGAGAUGGGGACGCUGUGGCAGCAUUGGUCACCUGUGCUCUUCAGCCUGGCUGCUCUGUUUUCCAAAGUAUCAGAGAGCCGAGGGAUUUUAGAAAGCAUCCAGAGGUUCUCCCUGCUGCCUACCUACCUUCCUGUGAGCUACCAUAUCAACAACGCUGAUAUCUCCUUCUUCCUUAAGGAAGCCAAUCAGGACAUCAUGAGAAACUCAAGCUUGCAAUCCAGGGUGGAAUCCUUUCUGAUUUACAAAUCCAAGAUGGCACCUACCUUGAAUGCCAGCUAUGGGCCUUUUUCUGUGGAACAACUUGUGCCCCAGGACCUACUGAUACCUUCUAAUCCAUUUGGAUCCACCAACAAGUUUGCUCUCAAUUGGAAGCUAAAAGCCUACAUCAUGAGUGAUAAAAUCUACCUGAGUAGGCCCAGAGUUCAGAUCCUAUUCCAUAUAGUAGGUAGGGACUGGGAUGAUCAUAGCACCACAGAGAAGCUGCCUUGCCUCCGAGUAUUUGCCUUCAGGGAGACCAGGGAGGUGAGGGGCAGCUGCCGCCUGGCAGGGGACCUCGGACUCUGUGUAGCCCAGUUGGAGCUCUUAUCCAGCUGGUUCAGUCCCCCCACUGUGGUCGCGGGCCGCAAAAAGUCAAUGGACCAAUCAGAAGGAAGUCCUGUUGAGCUUUACUAUUCUAUCCAACCUGGAGAUGAGAAAGGAGAUUGCACCAAGGAAGAGACCAGGAAAAACAAUGGCAUCCGCCCAGGUCACAAUGAUAUUGAUGAAGUGGGCCCCCCCUUGCAGAGGAUUGGGAGUGUAUUCCUCUACCAGACUCACAGCGGGAGCCCUUCCUGGAGGGAACUUUACUUAGAUAGCAACGUUGCCAUCCACUAUGUGGCAAAGACUGCCAAACGAGGAGAUGUUCUGACUUUUCCUGUUUCUGUCUCUAAAAAUUCCACUGAGGAUCAUUUCACACUGAGGGCAAAGGUAAAGAAAGGUGUGAAUAUUAUUGGCGUUCGAGCCAGCAACCCUCAUUUAUGGGAUGUUAAAGAGAGUGUGGAUUACACAGGGAAAUAUGUGUGUCAGAGGAAAUCUGCUGCUUCUGAGAACAGUGCGGAUGGUCAAUCCAAUGAGGUCAUGCAGAUCGAUAUAGAAAUUGAAGAGCUGAGUGACCUACCAGCCACCCAGCUAGUCACGUGGCAGGUUGAAUACCCUGGAGAGACCACCUCGGACCUGGGGGUGUCUAAAAUCUAUGUGAGCCAGAAGGAUUUGAUUGGCGUCAUCCCACUAGCCAUGGAAGCAGAAAUCUUGAAUACGGCCAUUCUCACUGGGAAGACAGUGGCUGUGCCUGUAAAGGUGGUCUCUGUGGAGGAAGACGGCACUGUGACAGAUCUUUUGGAGUCUGUGGAGUGUAGAUCAUCAGAUGAAGAUGUAAUUAAGGUGUCUGAUAGAUGUGACUACGUCUUUGUCAAUGGAAAGGAAAUGAAGGGCAAAGUGAAAGUUGUGGUGAACUUUACCUACCAGCACCUAAGUAGCCCCCUGGAGAUGACUGUGUGGGUGCCCCGCCUCCCGCUCCAAAUUGAAGUCUCUGACACAGAACUUAACCAGAUCAAGGGCUGGAGGGUUCCCAUUGUCUCCAAUAAGAGGCUAGUUCGGGACAGUGAUGACGAGGAAGAGGAUGAGAGGCGUGGCAAAGGCUGUGCUCUUCAGUACCAGCAUGCCAUGGUGCGUGUCCUUACUCAGUUUGUGGCUGAAGCCUCUGACUCUGGAGGGCAGCUGGCCCACCUGCUGGGCUCUGACUGGCAAGUGGAUAUCACAGAUUUAGUGAACAAUUUCAUGCAGGUGGAAGAGCCAAGGAUUGCCAAGCUACAAGGAGGACAAGUUCUGAUUGGGCAGGAGCUUGGAAUGACUACCAUUCAGAUCCUGUCCCCACUGUCUGAUGCCAUCUUGGCUGAGAAGACAGUGACUGUGUUGGAUGAGAAGGUGACAAUCACUGACCUCGGGGUCCAGCUGGUGACUGGGCUCUCCCUCUCCUUACAGCUCAGCCCAGGAAGCAACCGAGCAAUCUUUGCCACCUCCGUAGCUCAGGAGCUACUACAGACUCCCAAGCAGGAAGCUGCCAUAAGUUGCUGGAUCCAAUUCAGUGAUGGUUCAGUCAUGCCCUUGGAUAUUUAUGAUGUAAAGGACUUUUCUCUGGUGGUGACUUCACUCGAUGAGAAGGUGGUCUCCAUCCACCAAGACCCCACAUUCAAAUGGCCUGUAAUUGCUGCUGAAAUGGAGGAAGGACAGGGCGCCCUGGUAAAAGUGGAAAUGGUGAUUAGUGAAUCAUGCCAGAAGUCUAAGAGGAAGAGUGUGUUGGCUGUUGGAACAGGAAAUAUUAAAGUUAAGUUUGGCCAGAAUGAUGCCAAUCCCAACACCAGUGACAGCAGACAUGGUGGGGGAAGAGGUCACUUGGAAACCCAUGCCAGUGACAGGAGGUCUAAAACAACCUGGCAAGAAAGAAUGAGGCCAGAUGGACAGUUUUUUGGCAAUUUCUCCUUGGAUCGCAUGGAAGGUAGGGGAGCCACAACAGACAGAUCUAUCUACUGGAAGAAAGAUAAACAAGAAAAUCUUUUAGAUGAUAACAGCCACCUACAGACUAUCCCCAUGGACUUCACCAGCUUCCCUGCCCAAGUUGAUCUCCCAAGGAACAAUGGGGAGUUGGAGGAGAAUGACUUAGUGCAGACACCCAGGGGCUUAAGUGACUUAGAGAUUGGGAUGUAUGCCCUCCUGGGUGUCUUUUGCCUUGCUAUUUUGGUCUUCUUAAUUAACUGUGUGACCUUUGCAUUGAAAUACAGGCAUAAGCAGGUUCCUUUUGAGGAGCAAGAAGGCAUGAGUCAUUCACAUGACUGGGUUGGGUUAAGUAACCGAACAGAACUGUUGGAGCAUCAACUGCAUUUUCCAUCCCCACAGGAAGAACAGAUCACUGCUAUUGACCGAGGAGUGGAUUUUGAGGAGAGUAAAUUCCUCCUCAAUACCAAUUCCCAAAAGAGUCUUAAUGGCCAGGUUUUCAAGUCUUCAGACUCUCCAUUCGCUGAUGGGAAAGACCAGAAAAGUGAGCCCACAGCUUCCCCUACCUCUAAGAGAAAAAGGGUGAAAUUUACUACCUUCACCACCAUUUCCCCAGAUGAGGGAUGCCCUACAGUUAACUCCAUCCUGAUGAGCAGUGUGGAUGACAUAAAAUGGGUUUGCCAAGACAUGGAUCUGGGAGAAUGUAAAGAAUUGACAAACUACAUGGAAAGGUUACAUGAAAAGGUGUAAUGGGACACAAAUGAACAUUUGUUUUUCGCUCACCUUCUGCCUUUAAUUUUGGGUAGUGGGGCACAAGGACAUCCCAGAAGGAAGCAGAUUAGCAGGAAAAGAGAAAAGAAGCAUCAUCAGCUGAGGUCCAGAAAACCACCUGAAGUCAGCAGGAUGGAGUUCUGGAGUCAGUGAAGAUAGGAAUUCCCCUUCCAAAAGUCAUACACAAAGUUAGGUUUAUUUGGUGUCUGCCAAGCAUGGCAGUAUUUUCACAACUGGAGACAAAAAUAAGAUCUGAUUCAAGGAUCUUUUCCAGGAAAGAACAAUUUCUUUCUCUCUUUCUCUUUUUCUCUCUACCAAUCUCUUUUUUUAAAAAAUGUAGCAAUUUGGAUAUUACAAAAUCCAAGUAGCUCCCAUACAGACUGUGGAGAGAAAAAAAAACACAAGACUUAGGCUCAGUUUUUUUAGAAAAUGGAUCAAUGAAAGGAAGCACACCAGCUAAAAUAAGAGUGGAAUAUCUAGCCAUGAACAUUAUUGUUAAUGGACAGAGAUUGGUUUCACACUAGACAAUGAGAAGUGACUGCUGUGACUUCAUAUUCCCCCAAAGAAUUGAGGGGAAAAGACCUUCUUGGCAACCAAAAAGGCAGUCAAUUAUCUGCCUGGUAUAAAGAGGGGAAAAGUGUGCCAAUAAGAUGUAACCAUAUGUGUAUUGAGAUAAUGAGAAAUAAACUCCAUGGGGCUCUUUGGAGUAGUCUUAGUUUUUAAGAUAAGGGAUGGUACACUCACAUCAAUUUACUGGACAUAGAAUUCCGAUUAGGUUCAAAGAACCAGUUUCUUUUUUCGCAACCUCACUCCAUCCAUCUCUAACAUUUCAAUUUGUACACUUCAUCCACAAUCCUGCCAUUCUAUAAUGGUUUAGUCACUGGUCACAGGGGACAUGACAGCCCUCAGUGGGGGUUUGCUGGGUGGCAUAACUAGAACCAGGGUGUGAUGAGAGCCUCAAUGGUAGCUGGCAUCUAUAGAUAUUUCCUCCCAACAAUGGACCUCUCAGCUGCCAUCCUUGAGACUUAUAGUUCUCUAAAUAGCAUCACCACCCCAGUUGCUGGCCAGGCCCAGGACUUGGGCUAGACUCUCUGGGGAGCUGCACCCAAUAGGAACAAUCUCUUUCUCUUCCUGCCUUCCUAUUCAAAUUGAUUUUCCCUGAGUAACAGAAUUCCUAGUUACAUCUCUGCUAAGCUAGGAAACCAUCCUUGUCCUUUGUGUAACUCCUCCUCUCCAGCUCUGCAUCAUUUCACAGAAUUCAUUCUACCAAGCCAUCCAGGAUCACUUGGUACUUACUUCCCAUGUGGCCAUUUUAAUAAAGUAGCUGAUUGGGUUUGGGGGGAGGGAUAAGUGUUAUUCAUGCUGAACUCAACAUAACCUUACUUCCCUUACCUUUUGAAAAAAGAUCACUUAGCUAUUUCAUUAUCCAUUUGUAAGUCUGAUCUCUGGUAUCUCUCAUCUAAAGACAUGCCCCAUAGAUAUCAAGAUGGGGAAGCUAGGUCUGAGAGUAUGAAUGUAUAAAUGGAAGAGAAACCCAGAACUUAAUGAAAAAAAAAACAAGUUUGUCUACUUAAAAAGUCCUCGUAUUUAUUCCUUCAAUCCAAUUAGGGUGCCAGCUUUUUGAGAGAAAGAAUUCCUCCCCCCCCUUUCUUUGUACCCCUAGGGCUUAGCACAAUACCUGACUCCUGGUGAACACUUAAUAUGUUUGUUGACUUCAUUUAUUAAGCUCCAAUACAUUUGUUGACUUAAUUUGUUAAGCUCGAAUAUGUUUGUUCACUUAAUUAAGAUCUAAUCUGUUUGUCAACUUAAUUUAUUAAGCUUUUCACUAGGGAACCAAAAGACAAAGACAAAGAGCAAAACUUAGUCCCUGCCAUCAGAAGCUUACAGUCUACUUAGAGGGCUACAACAUGUCCACUAGGAAAGAUUAUAAUAAAUCAUUUCAAGGGGGAAUGAACACUGCCCACCCAGUGAAGAGGUGGGGAUGAGGAGAUGGGAAUUUGUUGUUAGGGAUUAAGAAAGGAAUCCUUGGCAGAUGUCUGGCAUUGGCAUCAUCAGUGUGACCCUAAACUUGGGCUUCAAAAGCCAGGAUCAACUGCUUCCAAUCUUAAGACUAUCUAAAUUGAUGUGCUGCUUUCUGAAAGAGCACACAUUCCCAUGUGGUGGUGGCGUUUUUAUCAUUCAGUUAUAUUCUUAUGUCUCUUUCACUCCGUAUCUGCCCCAUUCAGCUCUCUGCUUCUCAUCCCCAUUCCCUCUCUAGUCAGAAUCCAUCUCUAUUUAGAAUAUAUUGUAGAUUGUAAGAAUGUAAUAUAUAUUUAUAAACAUACUAACUGUAAAUAAAAUUUGCAUUCAGUGGCUUCAGUUCUCCCAUCCUUUCUGCACAAUGACCCUGUAAAAACUUGGCAGUCAGUUUCAGGGACUUGUCCAAGGUGCUGGCUUUCGGUAAAUGAAAAUGCAGAUUUAAGGAUCCCCCUACAAUCUAAUUACAAACCUUUACAUCAUGUAAUACUGCUCUUCAUGUAAAAGGGAUGUUGACACCCGAUGACAAAGUGCCCCAUGCAGCAAGGCACUCAUUCUGAAUUAGAAAGUAUUUGCAAAUAAAUCACAUGUGUACAUCCCUACUAAAAGCCUUCUGAGUGUGCCUGAGAUGAUGGGAAGUGGGAGCAGGGUACUACAGGUGUGGCAGACUCUCAGGGAAGUAUCUGCCUGCCUAGAAGAUGGGAGGUCUUCAGGAUAAAUUGGCACAUUUUAAUUUCUCAAAAGGAGAAAGUGCACAUGCCCAGACAUCUGCUUUCCAGGGCAUCCAGUCAGAAAGUAAACCUUGGGAAGAGAAGUCUUGGCCCACGUAUAAUAUAGUGAAAUGGAAAUAAUGCUGGAUCCAGAGUCUAAUAUGUUCAUCUAAAAUGUAUUGUAAUAAUAAAAACAAUAAUGAUCACU
Monodelphis domestica (gray short-tailed opossum) is the source of this 7274-nucleotide messenger RNA. RefSeq names its product transmembrane protein 132D (gene TMEM132D). The record is from RefSeq and is a predicted model, not a curated record. NCBI's taxonomy places the organism in Eukaryota, Metazoa, Chordata, Mammalia, Didelphimorphia, Didelphidae.